AUGGUUGUUGGGCGGAAAAGGGUACAAAUAAAUUUGAAUCAAGUUUCGGAAAUUCCAUUACGUCGUCGAUCCAAUAUACGCUCUCUUGCAAAAUCUCUAAAUGUUUCAAAAUCAACAUUGCAUAGAAGAAUUAAAGAAGUUGUUCUUCGACCACAUACAAAUGCCAUCAAGCCAACUCUAACUCAUGAGAAUAGAAGAGCAAGGUUAGAAUAUUGUUUAUCAAAGAUCACAUUGUCAUCAUUAUUUAGUCCAAUUCCUACAUUCCAUGAUAUGUUUAAUGUUGUCCAUAUUGAUGAAAAAUGGUUUUAUAUGUCAAAACCAUCAAAACGUUAUUAUUUUGUCCCCGGUGAGGAUGAACCAUUAAGAACAUGUAAAAGCAAAAAGUUUAUUACAAAGAUCAUGUUUCUAGCGGCGGUAGCAAGACCGAGAUAUGAUUCAUCGGGCAACGAAGUUUUUUCGGGAAAAAUUGGUAUCUACCCAUUUACAACAUUAGAACCCGCUAAACAUUCAAGCAAAAAUCGUGUUGCGGGAACAAUGGAAACGAAGCCUAUUUUAUCGGUGAACAAAGAGGUAACAAGGUCAUGGUUGAUAGAAAAAUUUCUACCGGAUAUUAGAGCUAAAUGGCCGUGA
Molecule: messenger RNA, 630 nt
Organism: Lactuca sativa (garden lettuce)
Lineage: Eukaryota; Viridiplantae; Streptophyta; Magnoliopsida; Asterales; Asteraceae
Molecular function (GO): nucleic acid binding
Source: RefSeq, a predicted model, not a curated record